AUGAAGUACGCAGCCGUUUCUCUUCUCGUCAGUGGUGCUGCCGCCUUCCCAUGGGUGGUCGACUCCCCCGGUGUCGACUCAUCGCUCUUCAAGCAACGCCGCGCACUAUGGAGACGUCAACAGACUGGUGAGGGUGCCGGUGGUCCCGCCACUUGCCCCUUCAACGCAAACCACGUCCCUGCUUCUCCAGUCACAGCUCAGUAUCCUUACAACAACGCCAAGAAUGGCGUCAUGGGAAACCAGAAAGGAGGCUUCCAGGUACCCACCACUGGCGACACAGCCCAUUACUACGUUGCACCAGGCCCUAACGACAUUCGUGGACCUUGCCCCGGUCUCAACGCCGCUGCCAACCACAACUUCCUGUCUCACGACGGAGUCGUCACUUACAACGAGCUUGUCGAUGCUCAGCAGAACGUUUACAACGUCGGCUACGACCUUGCCAACCUUCUUGCCGUGCUCGGGCUCACCUUGACCGAUGGCGACCUUGUGACCGAGAAGCUCUCGAUCGGCUGCGACGCCACCACCCGCACUUCAGUCAACCCAGCUUUGACUGGCAGCGAGCCUGGCCUUGACGGCCACAACAAGUUCGAGGCGGACAGCUCGCUCACCCGCAACGACUUCUUCACCCACAACGGCGACGACUUCAGCUUCAACGGCACCCUCUUCGGCAUGAUGGACACGACUUGCAAGUCUAACUUCAACCGCGAGGCUCUUUCGCUCUACCGCUCCCAGCGCUGGCACCAGAGUCAGGCAGAGAAUUCCAACUUCUACUUCGGUCCCCUUUCGCUGCUGUUGUACGGAGCCGCCUCCUUCUUGUACGAGCUUAUGCCGAGCGGCACGCACGGCUAUGCUCCCGAUCUUGCUACCAUUUCCUCCUUUUUUGGUGCUCAGAAGAACAGCGAUGGUACCUGGGGCUUCGUCCACGAAAAGAUCCCCGCCAACUGGACCAACCGUGUUGCGCCGUACACCAACAAUGAUGUGACGCUCGAGAUUGUCCACAUGUACCUUGAGAACCCCGUCCUCUUCGGUGGCAACACCGCUGCUGGCUCUUUCGAUGCCCUCAACUUCGGCGCUAUUCAGAAUGGCAAGAUCUCGCCGUCCAUCACCCCAGCUCAGACAUCUUGCUUGCUGUACCAGCUCACUACUGGACAAGUUCCCAGCUACCUCAACGGCGUUAUCACCCCUACCGUUAACGCCUUGGCUUUCGCGCUCAAGAAGCUUGGCCCAUCGUUCGCCAACUUGGGUUGCCCGAUUCCGUUGACCUAG
Molecule: messenger RNA, 1266 nt
Organism: Recurvomyces mirabilis
Lineage: Eukaryota; Fungi; Ascomycota; Dothideomycetes; Mycosphaerellales; Teratosphaeriaceae
Exons: 2
Coding region: 1-1266 (421 amino acids)
Molecular function (GO): peroxidase activity
Source: RefSeq, a predicted model, not a curated record